Molecule: messenger RNA, 864 nt
Organism: Diabrotica balteata
Lineage: Eukaryota; Metazoa; Arthropoda; Insecta; Coleoptera; Chrysomelidae
Source: the annotation of a GenBank genome assembly
UAACAAAUAAAACAUCUAGCAAUAGGGUAACAUAUCAAAGGAAAAACAGAGAAGUACGCAUAUAAAAAUUUACUCCAAAAGUCCAGAUUGGAAUAUAUGGGAGAGAAAUAUAGUAUGGAGAGCCAAACACAUAGUAACAUUAACAACUACAACUAAAAACGAUCUUAAUUAAAAUGAAAAACGGGCGAUCUCCAGGACCUGGCAAUAUAUCUGUAGAGAUACUUAAAGCAGGAGGUCCACUCCUAAUAGAAAUAAUAACUUUUCUAAUAAAUCAAUGCUGUCAACAAAUUAAACUACCAUCUGAAUGGAAAACCGCUCACCAAGUGUCUAUCUUUAAAAAGGGUAAUCGAAAUGAUCCUAACUACUACAAAGGAUUAAGUGUCUUACCUAUUGGCGGGAGAUUGUUUGGAAAGAUAAUAAAUGGAAAAAUACAAGAUAAUGUAGGAUAUCUAAUUAGCGAAGACCAAAGUGGAUAUAUAUUCCAAACACGCCUGGAAGAUCUUGUACUAAUAACUUGUUUAUACUCCAACAAUUAAUAGAAAAAAGAAUAGCGGUUGGUACCGAAGUACAUCUAGCCUUCAUCGACCUAAAAAAGGCGUAUGAUACAGUUCCAAGACUUAAAUUGUGGUAAGCUUUACAACCACUCGGCAUUAGUCCAUACCUUUUAGGAAUAAUCACAGAAGGAUACAGGGAUAACAGUACUUACCUAAAAAUCGGAAAUAAAUUAACAGAGCCAAUAAAAGUAACUAAAGGAUUAAGAUAAAGAUGCAGUAUGUCAACCUUACUGUUUAAUUUAUAUAUUGAGGCAGCCCUCCAAAAUUGGAAAAACCACUGCCAUGGAAUGAUAUUCCCCAUAGGAAAUGA